Molecule: messenger RNA, 1894 nt
Organism: Neltuma alba
Lineage: Eukaryota; Viridiplantae; Streptophyta; Magnoliopsida; Fabales; Fabaceae
Product: protein RCC2 homolog
Exons: 17
Coding region: 290-1894 (534 amino acids)
Biological process (GO): negative regulation of GTPase activity
Cellular component (GO): membrane
Molecular function (GO): small GTPase binding
Source: RefSeq, a predicted model, not a curated record
UCCCACUCUCGAAAACCCAAACACAAUCUCUUCUUUAACCCCUUUUUGUACUUCCAAAAUUGAAUUAGGGUUUCCAUCUCUCAUUUCCUUCGCCCGGUGCUGAAGCCUCGUUCUCCCUCAUCCCUUCCCUGAUCUUUACCUAUUUGACAUUUCCCGCCAUUUCCCGCUAAGUUACAGCAGCUGGUUACUUCGAUUUUGAAUAGCAGCCGUUUGAUCUGUCAUUUUGAUAUUUAUCUGUUUUUCAAAUUUUUGUUUUGACCGUUGCUCGUCUCGCCGGAGUUGGGGGGAAAUGUCUGCAGUCGAAGCGGAGAAGAAUGUCGAAGAAGAGAAGGAGGUGGUGAGAAGGGGAGAGCUCUUGUUCUGCGGUGGUACGUCCUGGGAUAUUAUUGGUCGUCGUAAAGGUCCAGCUGACGGCAACUUGGUCUCUCCAACUCGGCUUCGUCCUCUCGUUGGGGUUGAUAUUCGAUUCGUUGCAUCUGGAUGUGCAUCUUGUCACUGCGUGGCAUUAGAUGUUGAGGGGCGCUGCUAUACAUGGGGACGCAAUGAGAAGGGGCAACUGGGUCAUGGAGAUACCAUUCAGCGUGAUAGGCCAACCGUGGUAUCUGAACUUUCGAAACAUAAAAUUGUCAAAGCUGGAGCAGGGAGGAACCACACGGUGGUUGUUACAGAGGAUGGACAUUCCCUUGCCUUUGGCUGGAAUAAGCAUGGACAGCUUGGUUCAGGUUCUGUGAAAAAUGAAAUUGAAUCAUCUCCUGUUCGCUGUCUUGUGUCAGAAGUCAAUUAUGCUACUUGUGGUGGUGACUUUACUGUGUGGUUAUCUUCUGUUGAAGGAGCUUCUAUACUUACUGCAGGGCUACCGCAGUAUGGGCAGCUAGGACAUGGAACAGACAAUGAGUAUAAUUCCAAAGACAGUUCUGUGAGGUUGGUUUAUGAAGCCCAACCACGUCCACGGGCAAUUGCUAAGCUAUCUGGUGAAACAAUUGUCAAAGUGGCAUGUGGAACAAAUCACACAGUGGCGGUGGAUAAGAAUGGCUUUGUUUACACGUGGGGUUUUGGCGGUUAUGGAAGGCUGGGCCAUAGGGAGCAGAAGGAUGAGUGGGCCCCACGUCGUGUGGAUGCUUUUCGGGAGAGAAAUGUUCUGCCUCCUGAUGCUGUGGUUUCAGCUGGUUCUGUUAACUCUGCAUGCACUGCAGGUGGAGGGCAAUUGUAUAUGUGGGGCAAAAUAAAGAAUACAGGUGAUGAUUGGAUGUAUCCAAAGCCUCUGCUGGAUUUAAGUGGCUGGAACUUACGAUGCAUGGAUUCAGGGAAUAUGCACCAUUUUGUUGGGGCCGAUUCUUCAUGUAUAAGUUGGGGCCAUGCUCAACAUGGAGAACUGGGAUAUGGGCCUAAUGCACAGAAGUCUUCAGCAGUACCCAAAAAGGUGGAUAUUCUUGAGGGCAUGCAUGUUAUGGGUGUUGCGUGUGGUAUGGGCCACUCCAUGGUCAUUGUUGAUGGAACAAAUGUUGGUGAACGACUUGACCAGCUUGAUAUAUACGAUGGAAAAGCUUCUGGUGAAGUAAAUGAGGAACCUGUAAAGAAAACUACAGUGCCUAAGCAGAGUACAAAAAAGGGUGCAAGAGGUGGUGACAAUUCCAAGAAGAAGCAGAAAACAAAAGAAUCGUCUGAAUCGGAGGAGGAGGAGGAUGAUGAUGAAGCAAGUGACGAUGAGGAACAAGUAAAUGGUGCGGCCAAGGGGAAAAGGAAACGUGGCGGAAAUAAUUCUGGUAAAGCGAAAGGUAAAGCUAGGGGUUCUGGCCCUGGGAGAAAUCGGGCUCCAGUAAAAACGGGUAGGAGGAAGACCCCGAAACUAGUGGUUGGAUUCGGAGAUCCCAUAGGCUACAAGCCUGGGUUUUAA